CUACAUCCCCGGGGACACUGUGACUCAUCUUUCUGGUGCAUUUUGACCUUUUGAACCUGGUUCACUUUUCUAUUUUAGAAACCCAGUGUGACACUUGCAAAUUACUAACAAUCAAUUAUGCACAAUUAGGAUUAGUGUUUGUACCUCUUCAUGUGAGUAUGUGUGUAAUUGCAUUAGUGUCCCUUUACUUUCAGGGAGUUUAAAAAGAAGCAGCUUCUCUCACCUCACUAUGGUCGUGGCUUAAACAAAAAAAGUGCCUGUGGCUCAAGGCUGUGUGGCUCACUGUACUGUACGCGCACAUAAUACACCCCUCGCUCCUUCAGCCAAUGACAGAGAAGGUCAAGACAAAGUCUCGGCGCAAGAACAGGACAGAAGAUGACCGGCUGUGGCGUUACCGCAUGCAGCUCCGCACUCAACAGCGCGGCAGGUGCACGUGGACGCGCACAAGCCAAAGUGCGCGCGCACUGGCCGAACAGACAGCUAAUGUUUGCGCUUACUGUGUGUGAACUCUCCUAGAACUCAGUUUAGCGCUAGACGUUUUUAAAGAAAUUGGUCUGGAAUAACUUUUUUUUUAUUUCUCCACGUGGAGGGGGAGUGACUUCAGAAAAAAACGAGAAAGCAGAAAAGAUUCAACCAUGCCGCCUGGAUUUCAGCAGCUUGGAGGAGAGAGAAUAACUGGAACUCUUGCACUGUCAGUGUUCACAGCAGUUUUGGGCUCUCUUCAGUUUGGAUACAAUAUUGGAGUCAUCAAUGCUCCUCAGAAGAUCAUUGAGAAUGAGUAUAAUUCAACAUGGAUACAGCGUUACUCAAAUCCCAUUCCCGAGUCCACACUCACUUCUCUCUGGUCUCUCUCAGUGGCCAUCUUCUCUAUCGGAGGCAUGCUGUCCUCUUUCUGUGUGGGAAUCAUCUCAGAGUGGCUCGGCAGGAGGAAAGCCAUGCUCAUCAAUAAUCUCCUGGCUUUCAUUGGUGGCGGCUUGAUGGCACUGUCUAAAAUCAGCAAAUCAUUUGAGAUGAUGAUUUUAGGACGCUUUACGAUUGGAGCAUACUGUGGGCUGGCAUCAGGGCUGGUGCCCAUGUAUGUGGGUGAAAUAUCUCCCACCAGUCUGAGAGGAGCUCUGGGCACAUUACACCAGUUAGCCAUAGUCACUGGCAUUCUCAUUGCUCAGAUUUUAGGUCUGGAGACAUUGCUGGGCAGUGAGGAGUUAUGGCCUGUGUUAUUGGGCAUUACAGUGAUCCCAACGGUCCUACAGAUGGCAUUGUUGCCAUUCUGUCCAGAAAGUCCUCGCUUCCUUUACAUUGUCCGCUGCCAGGAGCACCAUGCCAAGAGCGGCCUGAGGCGUCUGACUGGACGGCUGGAGGUGAGUGAUGACCUGGCAGAGAUGAAGGAGGAGAAGAGGAGGAUGGACAUGGAGAGGAAGGUGUCUAUUGUGGAGCUUUUCCGCUCUCCGCUCUACAGACAGCCCAUCAUCAUAUCCAUCCUGCUGCAGCUCUCCCAGCAGCUGUCAGGAAUCAAUGCUAUUUUCUACUACUCAACCAGCAUAUUCCAGAAGGCUGGAGUGGAGAGCCCAGUCUACGCCACCAUAGGUGCUGGAGUUGUGAACUGUGCCUUUACUGUGGUCUCGCUUUUCUUGGUGGAGAGGAUGGGCCGACGGACGCUGCACAUGCUAGGACUGGCUGGGAUGUGUGUGUGCGCAGUAGUCAUGACAAUUGCCCUCAGCUUACUGGAAAGCGUGCCAUGGAUGAGCUACAUCAGUAUGCUAUCCAUCUUCGGCUUUGUGGCCUUUUUUGAAGUGGGACCAGGACCCAUUCCCUGGUUCUUUGUGGCCGAGCUGUUUUCUCAGGGGCCCAGACCUGCAGCCAUGGCCGUGGCUGGAUGUUCCAACUGGACAGCGAACUUCAUCAUUGGCAUGGGAUUCCAGUAUGUCGCCAACCUCUGUGGUCCAUACGUCUUCCUCAUCUUUGCGGCACUCCUCCUGUUUUUCUUGCUGUUUACCUUCCUUCGGGUUCCUGAAACUCGAGGAAAGACCUUCGACCAGAUUUCUGCCGCUUUCAACCGCCAUCCUGAAAGCAUGCUGGACAUGGAUCUGAACAUGGAGCUAGUAAAGCCCAGUACAGAGCUGGAGUAUCUGGGGGCUGACAACUCAGAGCAGUGAGGCCCAGCAGGCGGAAGAUCUCAUGAAGGGAUACAUACUGGAACAGACACCUUAAUCUCUGAUGGUGUUUAAGGGGAGCAGAAUGUAUAUGAAAGAAGGAAGGAUGACAAAAACCUGUGAUGCUGCUUGUUAGAGUUUUGUGAGACAGGUGUUUCGGGGAGACUUGGAUUACUGCACUUUAUCUACACAACAAAGGUUGACAAGAAAUGCCAGUUAUAUUUGUAUAUUUAUAUUUACACUGACAUGCUGUGCUAGUUUCUGUAAUACUGACAUAUAUUCAAGAUUACUUCAUGAAUUUCUCAAAUCUUCAAACGUUCAAUGGAAUAUGUGACUUUUUUUUUUUUUUUUAUUGUAGCACAAGUAUUACCUUACUGUUGAGACACACACAGACCAAGGUGAAAAUAAACCUCAACACCACUCAAACAGA
Molecule: messenger RNA, 2580 nt
Organism: Pangasianodon hypophthalmus (striped catfish)
Lineage: Eukaryota; Metazoa; Chordata; Actinopteri; Siluriformes; Pangasiidae
Product: solute carrier family 2, facilitated glucose transporter member 4
Exons: 11
Coding region: 636-2153 (505 amino acids)
Biological process (GO): monosaccharide transmembrane transport
Cellular component (GO): membrane
Molecular function (GO): hexose transmembrane transporter activity
Source: RefSeq, a predicted model, not a curated record